This is a messenger RNA of Scophthalmus maximus (turbot), 2030 nucleotides long. Its product is annotated as protein limb expression 1-like. The record is from RefSeq and is a predicted model, not a curated record. Bases 248 to 1279 code for a protein of 343 amino acids. NCBI's taxonomy places the organism in Eukaryota, Metazoa, Chordata, Actinopteri, Pleuronectiformes, Scophthalmidae. Gene Ontology annotation, cellular component: cytoplasm. Gene Ontology annotation, biological process: autophagosome maturation. The transcript has 7 exons.
UUCAACUCUGUUCAGGGAUUAGCCAGCUGCAAGGCCCGAGGGGAGGGGCGCAGCAUUCCUGCUCUGCACCUCUGUGUGUGUGUGUGUGUGUGUGUGUGUGUGUGUGUAUAAAGAGUGAGGGGCCCUCUGAGCUAAUUGGCUCAAAGGGUGACAAAGGUGGUCUGCUUCAAAAGAGAUCCUGGUGAGAUGUUCACACAGGAGAGGAGGAGUGGAGAAAGGGCGGCCGUGGAAGUUCACGUGAAAGAGGAUGAGUAAACUGAAAGUUGAGGAGAGAAUCAUGUCGUACCUGUCGCUGAAUGAGACCGACACCAGCCCCAAAGACUUGAACGUGGUGGCCAUGCUCCAUAACUUCUGGGAGCAGAAGCAGACGAGUCAGUCAAGCGGGUCGUCCAGUGAAUCGGAUGCUUCUGGUGGGGACGCAGCCGCCCAGGCAGAGAGCUUGAUGUUGUAUGAGUCUGCGCCCUCCCCUGGUCCCCCGUACGUCUGCUAUGUCACCCUCCCUGGAGGAAGCUGCUUUGGGAACUAUAAGGUGUGUGACACUCAGGCAGAAGCUCGGAGGGAUGCAGCCCGCGUGGCUCUGAUGAACUCUCUUGUGAACGAGCUGCCGUGUCGACGCAUCAACCCUCAGUUCAUCACUCAGAGUUUGGAGCAGGCGGCCACACACAGUGCUGUCUCUAUAGAAGAUGCGUGUGAUUCAAGCACCAGUAUAGGAACCUACAGUUUGCUUCUCCAAUCCUACACAGGAAGGACGAUGCUGGAGUUUCAAGAGAUGAUGACAGUUUUCCAGUUGUUGCACUGGAACGGGACACUGAAAGCACUGAGGGAAAGGCGGUGCUCUCGACAGAGCGUGAUUGCCUAUUACUCGCAGCGAGGUCUUGAUGAGUACAUGUGCAGCAGCAUGGCUCUGGAUUGGCUCGGACGGGAGCAGAGGUCACCGGGGCGGCUGGGGGAGGAGCUGCAGGUGGCGCAGAGGGAGCUGGUGUUGGCCCGGCGCCAAGGCAUAGAGCUACGCUUCUUCAAGGAAAAGAUCGAGAUCCUCAGCUUGGCUCUCAGUCAGGCAUAUGUUCACCACACAUCUGAAGCCUCGAGUCACACGUUUGAGCAUGAACAACUUCCAUUGCAGACAUUAUACGGCCUGAAAACAGAAGUCCGGACAACACCGUCCUGCAGUCCAUCACUGAGCCCUCAUCAAAACACGAAGCAAACAGUCUGUCAGACCUCCAACAGUCCGUCACUGUGCUCACAGCAGACUUAUGGGCCUUUACUCAACUGGAAAUAGACCGGAGCAGGAGGAAGAGUAUGGAUGCUAAAAGCUGUCAUAUGACUGAAUGAGCUAAAAGUUGGCCCUUUGAGAUGUGACAUAUGUUUGGGAACACAGAACAUAUCAAGCAUGGACAGGGUCUUCAGGUUUUCUGAGUUCGGAGAUAACGACAGCUGCAAAUACUGUGAUUAUUAGUGUAUAAAUAAUGUUAUAACCUUAUUAACACUUUUAUGAAUAUAAGAAUAUAGUGUUAACGAUGCUUAUGAUGUAUUUUUAACUUUAACAACAAGAAAUACAGCAAAGGGUGUAGGUAGGAAAUGUAGUUAUAGUGUCCAUUUUUGUAUUUAGAGCAACUGUCAUCUCUCUGAGACCUAUGAAAUAUAAUGUCACUUGUAACUUAAAGUACAGGAAUCUUAAAAUGAUUUAUAAUAAUUACCCAACUGUACAACUUACUAGCAACUCAGGGCUUUGUCUCAGUCCUCCUGUCUUCCUUCCUCUCUUCCAUGUCAUUUUUGGCGUGUGGAUUUCCUUAGUGGAUACUGACUGACUGUGUGACAUGUUGGUUGGAUGUUAUGAGAUUGAGUCUGUCAAGAGUGUCAGACACAUUUAUUGGAAAAUGUCAGAGAGCAGCUGGGUAUAAAUGUAUGUGCCAAGGAGAUUAGAGGAGAGUGUGGCAGAGGACUGCAUGGUCAACUGCAACUGCAGCUGUAAUUAUAGGUUUGAGCACUUAUUGUAUUCUUUGUGAUAAAAUCGAUCCAAGUCAAGAGCA